Molecule: messenger RNA, 2894 nt
Organism: Haliotis rufescens (red abalone)
Lineage: Eukaryota; Metazoa; Mollusca; Gastropoda; Lepetellida; Haliotidae
Product: protein crumbs-like
Exons: 15
Coding region: 242-2635 (797 amino acids)
Biological process (GO): G protein-coupled acetylcholine receptor signaling pathway; anatomical structure development; receptor clustering
Cellular component (GO): extracellular region; cell surface
Molecular function (GO): laminin binding; signaling receptor binding
Source: RefSeq, a predicted model, not a curated record
AUCGGGGGAGGACAACGGAACAGCCACGUCUCAUUUCAUAUAAGAGGGACUAACUCGGUGUUUUGUCAGUACAGUGUAACGAGAGGUUGAGGGAGUCGGAUACGUACAAACUACCAGUAAAAUAACCCUCUCAUUCAUUACUUGCUUAUAACGUCCUUCUUCGCCGGAUAUAUGCACAAUCUUGUGGAUAGUACUAGAAAUAGUAGUUUGUGUUCGACAAAAGAUUCUCAUCACCACCAUCAUGUUCGCCUGCAAAGAGAUCCGAUGUGUGAUGCUAUUUUAUAUAUUUAUUCACCUUUUACACAAGUCCCAUUCAUGCAUAUUGUUGCUGAAUGGAUGGACACCGCUCACUGUUUACGAACGAGCAACUUAUGCGGAGAUAGUGGUUUCUGCCAAUGUGGUACGAGCGUUUAAAGACGUGAGAUCCGAUUCUGAAACUUACACAGCUGAGGUACAGGUGCUGGAAGUGUACAAAGGUGCCGAGUUUGUGGAUGAUGUUUCAUCCGUAGAGAGGAGCAGGAAGAUCUACAACAUCAGCAACUUCGGAGACAGGUCAAUGUGUUACGCUGACGUCGUUCCUGGAGACACCCACAUCAUGUUCCUCACCAUGUACAACGGCCGCCUGUCAGCCAAAUACGACGACAUCUUUGGAGCUGUAGCAGAGUUUACUUCUGCAAAUGAACAACAAAUCUUGGAUUAUUUAGGUUGGCACACGUGGUCCAAAUGGAACGGUUGCAGCGCCCCCUGUGAUGGUGGUGUUCAGAUGCGACAUCGUACAUGCUCGAGAGAAAACAUAACAGACUGCACGGGUGCAUCUACUGAGACGCGGAAGUGCAAUACAUACUCGUGUAAUGAAAUUACAGACCUUGUGACCAAACUAGGAAUGCCGAAAAUGCCUUUCGGCGUCUAUAAGAACCCCAACAGGACACACGCAUAUCAAGUCACCCCUCACGCCAAGCUUUUCCUCCCUGUUGCAUCUUUAUACGAAGUCUCGUUUCCACGAGAUUUCAGUGUGGCCUUGACCUUUAAACUAAAUCCUGGCUACGAAGGUUACCUUCUUACAGUUAACGAUAUCAGAGGAAGACAGAGGAUUGGACUCCAUUUUGGCACAAAUGCUAAAUUUGAGUAUUUGGAAUAUCAUGAUGGAAGGGUUGUCUCCCUUGAUUUUGAUGUCGCUGUGACUGAUGGGCAAUGGCACCAGCUGGCGUUCAGCGUCAAAGACGACAUUGUGACCUUGUUUUACGACUGCGACACCGUCAUGAGCAAGACCCUUAUCCGAAGGAAGAGUUCAACUCUUGGGAAAAACCUUAUGAUCGCCAUUGGACCUUAUUUCGCCAGGAAUGGCCAACCUUUCAGGGGUAGCAUUGAACAAAUUGUUCUGGCUGAAGACCCCAGUUUCGCCGAGCUCCAGUGCCACGUACAGAGUGACGUCACGGAUAUGCCUGUCAAGGAUGACAACAAACCCGUCACCAGUAAGCCCACACAGACUGACCUCAACAAUGUAACAACGAAACCCACUGUGUAUGGCUCUGAUUGGUCCUCGUGGUCCUACUGCAGCGCCUCGUGCGGUCAAGGGCGACAAUCCAGGACUCUUUUCUGCCGGAACAACAUUGUGGCUGUGGACCGAUGUGUGGCCAAAGACUCUCCUCACACGCAGACACGGCUGUGUUACCUGCAGGAGUGUCAAGUGAAGUGUCAGACUCCUUGUUUAAAUGGCGGAGAGUGUAACGCCAACGGAACAUGUGACUGUCCGAUGGGAUAUGAUGGCAAGAGAUGCGAAACUCCAUCGUGCCCGUUAGGCUGUGAAAACAACGGAAUCUGCGUCGGCCCAAACAUGUGCGCAUGCCCAGCUGGUUACACUGGUGCUAACUGUGAAAUGCCCAAGUGCGAACAGGGAUGCUCCAAUGGCGGACGUUGCGUUGCCCCGGGGAAGUGCGCAUGCCCAUACGGCUACCUGCAGCCGACGUGCAAACCCUACUGUCCUAUGCAGUGCCACAAUGGAGGGAAAUGCGUGCGGCAUAAUGUCUGCCGUUGUAAGAAAGGCUACACGGGGAAAGACUGUUCAGUUGCUACCUGCAAGCGUGGAUGUUUUAAUGGCGGAAAGUGUGUUGCUGCCAACCGCUGUUCCUGCCCGAGUGGAUACAGAGGGCGCUACUGUCAGAAAGCCAAAUGCCGACCAAGGUGUCAAAACAGCGGCAAAUGCAUCGCCCCCAAUGUGUGCGGAUGUAGAGGAGGUUACUAUGGCAACCGGUGUCAACUAUUUCAAUGCUUCAAGAAAUGCAAAAAUGGCGGAACUUGUACUGGUCCUAAUCGUUGUGCAUGCCCAGCGGGGUUCUCAGGUCGAAGGUGUCAGAGAGCACGUUGUCGCAGUGCCUGUCUUAAUGGAGGACGGUGCAGGAAGAACAACAAGUGUAAAUGCCCACCCGGUUUCAAAGGCCGCCGCUGUGAAACUAGAAUAUGCAAAUACGAGAAGCACUCCGUGCCACACACACGGAGCUACCGUCGUGUUGUGCGGGAAGAGUAUGUCGCCAAGUGUGGCCCCUGGCACUGGAAAACGUGUGUCAAAACUAGGUUAAAAUACGCCUUAGUUGUGAAGGACACGUACAGGACGGCUUACCGAUGUGUCAGGCCUUAACUGAGGACACACGGCCGGGGAGAAAGUUGAAGAUGUAGCCAUCUUGUGACGGAAAUGUUGAGAGGCGAUGGUUCAUUGAUAUUUUAUGUGAUCGCGAGAGAAAUCAAAAGCUGCCAUUUGUGUCAUGCACCCCUACUGGUCUUUCACAGAAGUCAUUAUUUACUUUGCAUUUUUAUGCCCCAUUUUACACAUAUUUGUUGAGUUAAGCUUUAUGUACAAUGUCCGUUGUUGAUUUAUUUAUAUAUAUUUAUUUGAGCUU